UGAGUUUCAAAAACUUUUUUAUUUUUUUUAUUUUGGAGUUUCAAAAGAAAGAAAUGAGAAAAGCUAAAACAAAUUUUGGAAGAAGCAUGAUGUUUAGUUGGCUUCUUGUGCAAUAACCAUAACCAUGUCCCCUACUCCAAAUUUCCUUCACAUGCCACACCCCAACCUCUGCAUUUCCCGCAUUCCCCAAUCUCACGCCUUCACCCGCAACUUCAACAACCCCAAUACCCGCUUUCUCUUCCAGGUUACGACCCCAAAGACCCGUUGCCGACUCGCCGCAUCGGAGAGCAAGGAAGAUGGUUCUGGGUUCCAGAAAGUUAUCGGGAAACGGCUCGAGUUCCUGGCGUCCAUUUUCCCCGGUGGGAGCUGGUGGACCUUACCGGAGCACCCGGAAGACGAUGAUGCUGAUGCGACGGCGGUGUUCCCCGCUCUCCGGCGAAUGUGGGAGUUGGUUGCCGAUGAGCAGUGGGUUGCGUUUGUGGCGUUUGGGUCACUUGUUGUCGCUGCUCUUUCAGAAAUCACCAUGCCAAGUAUAUUGGCAGCAUCAAUAUUUUCAGCACAGAGUGGUAAGACUGUUGCCUUCUCUAGGAAUGCACUCUUUUUGGUUCUUCUGUGUUUCUCUUCAGGGAUAUGCAGUGGUCUGCGAAGUGGCUGCUUUGGAAUUUUGAAUGUGACCUUGGUAAGGCGUCUGCGAGAAAAUUUAUAUACAGCCAUUCUUUUUCAGGACAUAUCCUAUUUCGAUAAAGAAAAAGUUGGUGCCUUGACAAGCAGACUUGCAGCAGAUUGUCAACGACUAUCUCACGUUAUAGGAAAUGAUCUUCAGUUGAUAUUACGCAACACUUUGCAGGGAACAGGAGCAAUAAUUAAUUUGCUGGCUUUAUCUUGGCCUCUGGCAUUAUCUGCAUUGGUGAUUUGUUCUAUGUUAUCUACAAUAUUCCUGAUUUAUGGCCGGUACCAAAGAAAAGCAGCAAAGUUAACCCAAGAUUUCACAGCCUGUGCCAAUGACGUAGCUCAGGAAACACUUACUUUGAUAAGAAUUGUCAGAGUGUAUGGAACAGCAAAACAAGAAUUUGAAAGGUACAAGCAAUGGCUACAGAGAUUAGCAUUAAUAAGUGGUCGAGAGAGUGUGGCUUAUGGGCUCUGGAACCUGAGCUUUAACUCCCUUUACCGUUCAACUCAGGUAUUUGCGGUGCUGUUAGGAGGGAUGUCUCUUCUCAAUUGUGGUGUAACUGUUGAGCAACUUACUAAGUAUGUAUUAUACUGUGAGUGGUUGAUUUAUGCUACUUGGAGGGUGACAAACAGCUUAUCAUCAUUACUGCAGUCCAUUGGAGCAUCUGAGAAAGUUUUCCAACUGAUGAAUCUUUUGCCCAGUGACCAAUUCUUAGCCAAAGGAGUUAAGUUACAGAGGUUUGCAGGGCAUGUUCAGUUUGUAAAUGUAUCAUUUUAUUAUCCUGCAAGGAUUAUGAUGCCUGUUCUAGAAUGCUUAAACUUCUCUGUAGAAGCAAAUCAAGUUGUUGCCAUUGUUGGUCUGAGUGGUAGUGGAAAGAGCACAUUGGUCAACCUUUUACUGCGUCUCUAUGAGCCUAGUAGUGGUCAGAUAUACAUUGAUGGAUUCCCUCUUAAAGAGCUGGAUAUCAGAUGGCUGAGGCAGAACAUUGGAUUUGUGGCACAGGAACCCCAUCUAUUUCACAUGGACAUCAAGUCAAACAUAAAAUAUGGCUGCCCUGGGAACAUAAAGCAAGAAGAUAUUGAACGGGCAGCAAAACAGGCGUGUGUCCAUGACUUUAUUUCUUCACUUCCUAAUGGCUAUGAAACCCUUGUUGAUGACAAUGCACUAAGUGGGGGACAAAAGCAGCGAAUUGCUAUUGCCAGGGCCGUUCUUAGGGAUCCAGUUAUUAUGAUACUUGAUGAAGCAACCAGUGCCCUAGAUUCUGAGAGUGAGCAUUAUAUCAAGGAUGUGUUGUAUUCGUUAAAAGAUGAAUCUAAAUCAAGAACCAUCUUUAUCAUAGCACAUAGGCUUUCUACUAUAAAAGCUGCUGACAAGAUAUUGGUUAUGGAUGAUGGCCGCAUCGUUGAGAUGGGAAACCAUGAGGAGCUUUUGCUCAAUGAUGGGCUCUAUGCAAAGUUAAAUAAAAUUCAAGAUGAUAAUUUGACUUGAUUCAAGGGAGGGUAGCUACUAUGCCAGAUAAUUUGGCCAAAAUAGGUGCUGGCUUAGAUUGGUGACCAGGAUGUGCAUACGGAAGAGUUUUAGGGCUUGUUGAUUUAGUUGUUUCUAUGCUUGGUUUUUUAGCUUUAUGUUGUAGUACUGUUGAAUCACUCAUUAGGAGUUGUUUAUCUUCAAUGUAAGUGCCGUUAGGCUGCCUUCAAGGUUUUAAUGACCGAAAGAAAAAGGUGCUGCCUCUGA
This is a messenger RNA of Lotus japonicus, 2404 nucleotides long. RefSeq names its product ABC transporter B family member 26, chloroplastic-like. The record is from RefSeq and is a predicted model, not a curated record. Gene Ontology annotation, molecular function: ABC-type transporter activity; ATP hydrolysis activity; ATP binding. Gene Ontology annotation, cellular component: membrane. Bases 125 to 2158 code for a protein of 677 amino acids. NCBI's taxonomy places the organism in Eukaryota, Viridiplantae, Streptophyta, Magnoliopsida, Fabales, Fabaceae. Gene Ontology annotation, biological process: transmembrane transport. The transcript has 18 exons.